Prunus armeniaca (apricot) is the source of this 1716-nucleotide messenger RNA. The record is from the annotation of a GenBank genome assembly. NCBI's taxonomy places the organism in Eukaryota, Viridiplantae, Streptophyta, Magnoliopsida, Rosales, Rosaceae.
AUGGCCACUCCCCUUAUUUUCCUGUUCUUAUUCACACUUCUUUGCAAGCCCCACAUGAUUAGUUCAAGUACUUGCACAUUGGAUUUUACCAGAUUCCCUUAUGAAGCCCAAAGCCAGUGCUUUGACCUAGCAGAAGGUUCUUUCACACCUUUAGUAAUGCAGUCAUGUUGCAGCUCUGCCCUUCAAUCUCUAUACCAAGCAAUGACUAUAAAAGCUAGUCAAUCUAGAUCCAUAUUCCUUGAGUUUGCUGAAGCUCAGAAUUGCACCAACAUAUUCCGAAACCUUCACCAUAGAGCCAAUCUUAACAACUGUGAUCUCCAAGAUUUUAUCUCUUCUUCAACACCAAACCUGUGCUCAAACAAUGCUGAUUCAGUCAUUGGUCUUCUUGGGGUUGACAUGUACAACGCUUUACGGUCCAAUUGUAAAGGCUUAUCCAGCAGUAAUCAUAGUGACGAAGCGUGUUUCGAUUGUGUUGUUUCUUAUAGGCAAUCAUUGCAAGCUCUAAAAGAAAGAAAUAGAUCAGGUAACAGGUGCGCUGAAGCUCUACUUGUUAGUCUUGCUAGCUCAGAUGCUCAAUCCCCAAACUUGGUUCGCGGAACUUUUUCUUGUUUGUGGAAUGAAAUAAAGUCUCCAUGGCCUAUAGGCCCUACACAGAAUCAAAACAAAGGUAGCAUAAAAGAGUUGCAUGUCAUCCCAUUUAGUUCUAACACAACAAAUAACAAAUGUAUAAAAGCUCAUAUCUUGGGUUCCAAGAAGCUUCUUGCCAUAGUAAUCCUGGCGGCAGCACUGGUGAUUAUAACUCCGAUUCUUUAUAAGAUAACCAGGAAGCAACUGCAAUAUGCAAGCAAAAAAGAUAUCGAAAUCCUAUCCGUCUCCAAGAAGACAGUAGAGGAAGAAUCCAGGAGUUUCUUUAACUGCUCUGGUCUUUACCUAUUCUCACAAGAUGAAGUGUUGAAAGCUACCAACCAUUUUGAUGAUUCAAACUUGAUUGGAGAUGCAACACUUGGGAAAUUCUAUGUUGGGAUAAUGCCUAGUGGAAUGCCAACAACAAUUAAGAGACUUAAUCAGGGGAUCAUUAAAGUUCAAAAUUUCGGGGAAGAGGUAAUAAGGAAAGCCAAGAUAAGGCAUCCUAACGUGGUGACCACUUUGGGAUAUUGUGAUACAGGAGAGCACUGUCUUGUUUAUGAGUAUUGCGUAAACGGUAACCUAGCAGGCUGGCUUCUUGGUAAUGGGAGGACACUAAUCUUGACAUGGGAACAUCGAAUGCAGAUAUCGAUCGGCAUUGCUCGGGGUUUAUGUUUUCUCCAUGCCAAUGCCUUGGUUAAAAUGGUUCAUGGAGAUUUAAAGUUAUCAAACAUAUUUCUGAAUGAGAAACUUGAAGCCAAGAUAUUAGACUCCAACUUAUCAAACUGCAAGCCUAAUGAAACGAAAGGGCUACAAACCAUAAAAAACGACGUCUUCGAUUUCGGGGUUGUUCUGCUUCAAGUUUUGACAGGAAAGAAAUCAAAAUCUGUGGUUGAGGAGGCAAGGGAUGCAAUACUAAAAGGAGCAAGUAUAAGUGGCAUGGCGGAUCCACGUUUAAAUGGGGCUUAUGUUUCCUCUGAAUUUCGAAAUGUAUUGUCCAUAGCUGUUAGAUGUACAGCUCCAAGUGAACGGGAAAGGCCAUACAUGGAAGAAAUUGUACGAAAACUUGAAGAAACACAAAGUUUAGUCUGA